Messenger RNA from Acanthoscelides obtectus, 1075 nucleotides. NCBI's taxonomy places the organism in Eukaryota, Metazoa, Arthropoda, Insecta, Coleoptera, Chrysomelidae. The record is from the annotation of a GenBank genome assembly.
AGAACUCUCCAUUGACGAAAGUAUGGUUGGUUUCAAGGGUCGUACUACACUGGAACAGUAUAUGCCCAUGGAAGCAGUAAAAAGAGGAUUCAAAGUUUGGGUAAUUGCUUGUUAUCGGGCUGGUUACAACUUGGGUUUCAAGAUUUAUGAAGGCAAGGAGAAGGCAGUUGUAAAUAGCUAUAUUCUCUACUCAUAUACCAAAAAACAGACUAAGGAGAAACCUAUAUCUCAACCACAGUAUAGGAGUAUUUUAGCUAAUCAGCUAAUCGGUUCAUUCUCUGGCAGAAAAUCAAUGGGUCCUCUACCACAAACAAACAGGUCAUCUUUCACCUCAGUUUUCCACCUCGUCCUAGGUCUGCCUCUCCUUUUCUUCCCUCCUAUUGAAUGGACCCUCCCGGAUACAAUAAAGAAGCUUCUUCGAACUGAGGAAGAUCUUGAAAAUGCCCUGAUCCCAUCUGACGGCGACGGGGCUAUUUUAGAAACGACGCUUCAAGGAAAUGAAGGCGUUCUAAUGGAACAAGAUUCUGAACCUACCGGUACGAAUGUAUGCUGCGUUUGUCAAGAGGAAAGUUCUGGUGCACAUACCUGUUGCAUCUGUGGACAAAUUAUCCACGCGAUUUGCGCAGACAAUACUUUAGAAACUGAAGAGGGUUUUGGAAGUAAAGUAACGUGUCCGAGGUGUGCGCAAAAAGAAUGUAUGUCUGCAAAUAAAGAAAAGGCAAUUGAUGGUCUUCAAGCUCAAGCGGAUACUAUGAAAAAAUUGUCAAAUCAAAAGUUUCCUGCGGUUGAAGUGGGAAACACUGUUACGGUACCAAUUCCUUCUGUUGAUAGGGCUAAAGGUGAUGCUCGAAAUUUGCUUUGUGUUGUAACAGAGAAAACUGAGGACGGGUUCUAUAAAACCACAGCUUCUCAGCUUGUAUGGAUAGUGAUAGUUCAGAACUAUCUACUCAACUUACGUCUGAGAAUAAAAAAUAUGGAGUAUUUUGUUGGUAUGGCAUUGCAUGUAUCAGUUCAGCUACUAAAGAUUGGUGUGGCAGAAAUCACAGUCAAAUGUAGCACGAUAACAGUUACCUAA